AUGGACUGGAUUGACAAAUACAAAAGGGUGGAAGAGGACCAGCUGCAAGGAAAAGAAAUGGAGAAGAUUAUCCCACAGAGAAGAAGUGAUUUUAGGUCGGAUCAAUACAACAAUAACCGUCUAAGGAGAGAUUUCGCAGGGCAAUCUGAGCCGACCAAUACACAGAUGGUUAACGCUGUAUUCAGAGAACCAGUACAGCAAGUUUUGGAAAAAAUCAAGAAUGAGUCAUUCUUCAAGUGGCUGAACAAGAUGACUGGAGACUCCACGAAGCACAAUAGGAGUCUGUAUUGUCAAUACCACCAAGACCAUAGACAUAAUACAGAAGAUUGCAGGAACCUUUGGAACCACCUUGAUCACCUAAUCCGAGAAGGGAAAUUAAGGCACCUCCUGCAUCCUUCCAGUGGUUAUCAAGGCCAGCUACCCGCCUAUGACUUUACCCCAGAGCCCAAAAGGCCCAAAGUGUAUCGUCAUCCAAUCUUGGGUUUUUCCGAGGAAGACAAAUUUGGAACCAUCCAACCUCACGACAACGCGUUGGUAAUCACUCUUCGGAUUGGGGGCUACAACGUAAAAAGGGUAAUUGUAGAUGGUGGCAAUAGGGCCGAGAUCAUGUACCCCAAUCUCUAUAAGAGACUGAAGCUGAGACCAAAAGACUUAACGUCCUACGGUUCCCCCUUGUUGACUUUUGAUGGAAAGAUGGUCAUGCCAAAUGGCCAAAUUAGACUACCUGUGCAAAUCGGCCCAAAGAUAGUGGAGGCUAACUUCAUUGUAAUGGAUACCUACUCCCCUUACACUGCCAUUGUAGCCAGACCUUGGCUUCAUACCCUAGGAGCCGUUGCCUCCACCUUGCAUCAGAAGGUGAAGUUCCCUUCCGAAGGCCGGGUCUUGGAGAUUCAAGGUUGCCAGGCUAUGGCGAGAGAAUGCCUGGUGGCUGCCAUCUCACAUCGGCCCGAAGCAGAGUCCUCGGCCCGCGUUGAAGAAAGCUCAUAG
Messenger RNA from Quercus lobata, 987 nucleotides. RefSeq lists its product as uncharacterized. NCBI's taxonomy places the organism in Eukaryota, Viridiplantae, Streptophyta, Magnoliopsida, Fagales, Fagaceae. The record is from RefSeq and is a predicted model, not a curated record. The transcript has 2 exons. The coding region runs from base 1 to 987 and encodes 328 amino acids.